Molecule: messenger RNA, 1961 nt
Organism: Mesoplodon densirostris (Blainville's beaked whale)
Lineage: Eukaryota; Metazoa; Chordata; Mammalia; Artiodactyla; Ziphiidae
Gene: CCM2
Product: CCM2 scaffold protein
Exons: 12
Coding region: 225-1724 (499 amino acids)
Biological process (GO): vasculogenesis; heart development
Source: RefSeq, a predicted model, not a curated record
CGGCCGCGGGCGGAGACUGCGGCCAGGCAAGCGGCGCAGGAGCGGCAGCAGCCGCGGGGCCCGGGCGAGCAUGUAGCGGCAGCGGGCGGCGCGGGGCUCCCGGGGCGGGCCGGGCCGCGGGGGCCGCUCGCGGCGACAUGGAGGAAGAGGGCAAGAAGGGCAAGAAGAGGGAGGGCUAACAUCUGACCAUAUUUUUCAACAAGCUCAGAAGUGAACAGAGGAGAAUGCACAGUAACUGUCGGCAGAGGGGGAGGAAGCAGAAUUCCUCCAGAGAAAUUCCUCCUCACGCAGCCUUUCCAGCGGGGUGGUCCAUGGAGAGCGAGCCUGGAAUUGUGUCGCCGUUUAAACGAGUAUUCCUAAAAGGUGAAAAGAGUAGAGAUAAGAAAGCCCAUGAGAAGGUGACAGAGAGGCGCCCUCUGCACACUGUGGUGCUGUCCCUGCCUGAGCGCGUCGAGCCCGACAGACUGCUGAGCGACUAUAUCGAGAAGGAGGUGAAGUACUUAGGUCAGUUAACAUCCAUCCCAGGAUACCUGAAUCCCUCCAGUAGGACUGAAAUCCUGCAUUACAUAGACAAUGCAAAGACUCGCUCCUGGUGGUUCUGGGCUGUUUCACAAUUCACGUUUUCGAGAUAUCCAAACCACACGCCACAGAGAGCCCACCAGCUCCCCGGACACCUGACCCAGGAGCAUGACGCUGUGAUCAGCCUGUCUGCCUACAACGUCAAGCUGGCCUGGAGGGACGGGGAGGACACCAUCCUCAGGGUCCCCAUCCAUGACAUCGCCGCCGUGUCCUACGUGCGGGAUGACGCCUCACACCUGGUGGUCCUAAAGACAGCCCAGGACCCCGGCAUCUCCCCCAGCCAGAGUUUGUGUGCAGAAAGUUCCAGAGGCCUCACCGCAGGUUCCCUGUCGGAGAGCGGAGUGGGGCCUGUGGAGGCAUGCUGCCUGGUGAUCCUGGCCGUGGAGAGCAAGGUCGCCGCAGAAGAGCUGUGCUCCCUGCUCGGCCAGGUCUUCCAGAUCGUGUACACGGAGUCCACCAUCGACUUCCUGGACAGAGCCAUAUUUGACGGGGCCUCGACGCCCACCCACCACCUGUCCCUUCACAGUGACGACUCUUCCACAAAGGUGGACAUGAAGGAGUCCUAUGAGACGGAAGCCAGCACUUUCUCCUUCCCCGAGUGUGCGCAUGCAGGCGGCGUGUCGCCCUUGUCCUUCUGCAUGCAGACAGCGCCCCACGCCAAGACGGUCAGUGAGAGCGAGCUGAGCGCCACGGCCGCCGAGCUGCUGCAGGACUACAUGCUCACGCUGCGCACCAAGCUGUCGUCGCAGGAGAUCCAGCAGUUCGCGGCACUGCUGCACGAGUACCGUGAUGGAGCCUCAGUGCACGAAUUCUGCAUCAACCUGCGGCAGCUCUACGGGGACAGCCGCAAGUUCCUGCUGCUCGGUCUGCGGCCCUUCAUCCCCGAGAAGGACAGCCAGCACUUCGAGAACUUCCUGGAGACCAUCGGGGUGAAGGACGGCCGCGGGAUCAUCACCGACAGCUUCGGCAGGUACCGACGGGCCAUGAGCUCCACCUCCACCUCCACCUCCAAUGGGAACAGGGCCGCGGGCAGCUCUGAUGACCAGUCCGCGCCCUCGGAGGGGGACGAGUGGGACCGCAUGAUCUCGGACAUCAGCAACGACAUCGAGGCGCUGGGCUGCAGCAUGGACCAGGACUCGGCCUGAUGGCGCCGGAACCCCUGCCCGCCGCCCUCCCCGCGCGGGGCCCCGGGCGCAGGUGGCUCUACUGUGAAGGAGGCACCCUGGUGCUGGGGCGGAAGGCCGCGCUGCGCCCCCCUGCAUGCCACCCUGCCUCGGGAGGGGGUCUUGUCAGCCAGACCCCGGACAGCUGUCAUUUUGCACAUGACGUUUCUAUUGAAACUCUCAGAGACCUUAAAAAGAAGUUUACUGCAAUGUGAAUAA